Cylindrotheca closterium is the source of this 1272-nucleotide messenger RNA. NCBI's taxonomy places the organism in Eukaryota, Bacillariophyta, Bacillariophyceae, Bacillariales, Bacillariaceae. The record is from the annotation of a GenBank genome assembly.
AUGUUGUCUCUUCGAUCCAUCAUUAUGAUCUUUCUUCUUUUGGCCAUGCAGCCAAUGGCCAUGCCUUCCUUGAUGAGUGCAAACUACACUCGUCCAUCCACUCAAGUUUCCAGUUUGGCCAACGAAAACAUUGUUUCCACUGUUGACUUUGUUGGGACCGCCGUGGAGAUGGAAUCCACUGGUAUUCCAUCUUUCUCCCUUGCGGAGUUUAUCAUGUCUAUUGACUACGAAUUGGUCAAGGCUUUCGCACAAGACUUCAGCAAGAAGUACGAAGCCUUCGCCGAAGCAUUCACUGAUGCCAUGUCUGCCAUCUUCGAGUUCUUCAGUAUGGAGUACAACGCCUACAAGCAAUCGAUCAACUACGAAUCGAUCAAUGCUUUCGCACAACUCCUCAACGAGAAGUACGAAGCCUUUGCCGAAGCAUUCACUGAUGCCAUGUCUGCCAUCUUCGAGUUCUUCAGUAUGGAGUACAACGCCUACAAGCAAUCGAUCAACUACGAAUCGACCAAUGCUUUCGCACAAGUCCUCAACGAGAAGUACGAAGGCUUCGCCCAAGCAUUUACUGAUGCCAUGUCUGCCAUCUUCGAGUUCUUCAGUAUGGAGUACAACGCCUACAAACAAUCGAUCAACUACGAAUCGACCAAUGCUUUCGCACAAGACUUCAACAAGAAGUACGAAGGCUUCGCCCAAGCAUUUACUGAUGCCAUGUCUGCCAUAUCUGCCAUCUUCGAAUGCGAAGCAUUCCACCAUUCCAUCGACGACGAGUCCGUCAUGUCUUUGGCAGAACUCUUAAAUGAGCAGUACGAAGCAUACGCCCAAGCAGCGUUUACUGCCAUGUAUUCGAAGCUCGAACUCUUCAUCCAGAAGCUCGAAGCAUACAACCAAGAGUCCCAUGUCGAGUACCAACGAGUCUACAAGAAGCUAGAAGACGUUGCCAGUGACCUACUUGCUGCAGCUCCAGCUUGGCCAAGCUUACUUGACCCUGAAUUCAUCGUCAGAGAUGUUUUCGACGGAAUGCAAUCCUACACCACCAAGGACCCAUUCGUCCCAGCACCACUUCCACCGUUGCCAUCCCUUGAGGACGCUCAAUCGAUUGCAGCAAUGGAGGUAGUAUUGGACUCCUCGAUCACUUUUGGUGCCAUUGUCAUUGCCCUACUCCUCGUCGCCACUGUGACUACAAUCAUUUAUGCCAGCAGUGUCAUCGAUCGAGAGCUCAUAUCCAUGGAAGAUUUAUCCAUCGUCUUGGAGACACCCUGUUUGUCCAUGACUGAU